Perca flavescens (yellow perch) is the source of this 4964-nucleotide messenger RNA. RefSeq names its product proline-rich protein 5-like. Gene Ontology annotation, cellular component: TORC2 complex. The transcript is spliced from 15 exons. Gene Ontology annotation, biological process: TORC2 signaling. The record is from RefSeq and is a predicted model, not a curated record. The coding region runs from base 383 to 1801 and encodes 472 amino acids. NCBI's taxonomy places the organism in Eukaryota, Metazoa, Chordata, Actinopteri, Perciformes, Percidae.
UAACCUUUAACUGCAGCUGGACUGUGACCAGUGGGGCCCACGAUGCUACUGGAGUGGAACACUUGUGUUGACUUUUGAUCCCGGUAAAUAAAGACUGGAGAAGAUGGAGUGUAGCUGAACACAAUCAGUGGCACACUAACAGGCACUUUGCCCUUGAGCAAGGCACUGCACCUCUACCUGCUGUCACAAAAUCUAACCUUGAAUGAAGCGUGUAACCUGUAACUGCACCUGGACUGCAACCACUGUGACCAGUGUGGCCCAGGAUGGUACUGGAGUGGAACACUUAUGUUGACUUGUGAUCCGGGUACGGUAAAUAAAGAUGCUGAUUUGUUGUUAGUGGUUGUAGGACGGUUCAAGGUCACAGCUGUCUGCCAAGGCUAACAUGGAACGAGAGGGCUCGUUGAGGAGAAGUCUCCACAGCAAGCUGAAGUUGGGCAGCAACUCGUCCUCCAGUCUGACCGACCUCUCGCAGGCAAAGUCCCAAGGAGGAGGAGGAGGGGAUAAGGGAGGAACAACUGGAGGACUGGCUGAGGAGUGCAGCAGGGACAGAGGGACCCAGCAGAGGAGGGCUGGGACCAACGCCACCUGGAACAGCAUCCACAACGCAGUGAUAUCAGUUUUCCAGAGGAAGGAUCUGGGGGAAAAUGAACUCUACGCUUUGAAUGAAGGUGUCAGGCAGCUGCUGAAGACGGAGCUGGGCUCCUUCUUCACUGAGUACCUUCAGAACCAGCUGCUCACUAAAGGCAUGGUGAUACUGAGAAACAAGAUCCGCUUCUAUGAGGGUCAGAAGUUGCUGGACUCCCUGGCUGACACAUGGGACUUCUUCUUCUGUGAUGUUCUGUCCAUGCUGCAGGCCAUCUUCUAUCCUGUACAGGGCAAGGAGCCAUCAGUGCGUCAGUUAGCUCUCCUCCACUUCAGGAACAUCAUCACCCUCAACCUGAAACUGGACGAGGCUCUGUCUCGACCUCGAGCCAGAGUUCCCCCUUCUAUCAUACAGAUGCUGCUAAUUCUACAGGGAGUCCAUGAAUCUAAAGGUGUAACUGACGACUACCUUCGUCUGGAGUCUCUUAUCCAGAAGGUGGUCUCUCCCUACCUCGGGACUCAUGGGUUAUAUUCCAGAGAUGGAUCUUCCAAUUCGAACUGCUCUUCCUGCCUAUUAGAAAAGCGUUUGCAGCGGUCCUGGUCAUCCAAACCAAGCAGCUCGCCCGUCCCCAAGAACCCAGUGGUACGCUCUAAGAGCUACAACGUUCCCAUGCUGACCCCGGUGGUGGAGUAUGACGUUGAAAACUCCACAGGAGGCGGCACAGGUAUCAGACGACACUCUGUCUCCGAGGUGACUUCCUGCUUGGAGGAGAGCAGCUCUUUGGAUGAGUCCACGACCACUGUCACCAACAACACCAGCACACCCAGCCUCGCCAACCCCUCUCCAGCUUCCACAGUCUCUGCUGCACUUUCAGACACUGUGAACUCCAGCCAGGACCCCGGGCCCCGAGUCGCUGACAUCCCUGCAGGUCCCCACCCUCUCCAGCCACAGAAUCACUCCUCCUGCAUCCUCCUAGAGCCUUCCCCAGGCCACAACACACACUGCACAGGCUCGCUAGUGUCGGACUCCCCCGCAUCCUCUACACUGCUGGCUCAAGACACGAGCUCCAGUCCCAGUCUUUCGUCCAGUCCGGAGGUCAUGAUGGACAGCGUCCCGGAGUUUUUGGACUCCGAGCCGGAGCACGACGGCAUCUUCCUUGACUUCUCAGGAUGCCAUUCUGGAGGGUCAGACCCACAGCAGAGACAACAGCAGGCAUAGUGUGGUGUGACACACACGCAUACACACAUCUAAGGAGAUCCACAAGGAUGCGGGGACGUGUGCAAACAAAGCUGAGCCAUGACGAUAUUCCUUACACCCUGUGACACCUCCUGAUGUUUGAGACUCUAGAUCAUCAGGGAUCCUUUCAAACUAAAUUAUUUUUUAGUAGGUUUGGUCGCCCAUCCCUAUAAACAAGUCUAACCUCAUGCUGUCUGUUAAAAAUAUCAAUUUGGCCUUUUUUUUAAGUAUAUGCCCAAACCUGAAAACAUCAGCAGUGGCCUCUCUGGGAAGCUUUAAUCACAUAAAUCACUCCUCUGCUCUCUCAGAGGUGAUUGUCCCAUUUUCUCUUAUGAAUGAAAACAUGGAAAAAUACAUAGAGCCAGUAAUGAUAACAUAUCCCAGGGACAGGUGUGCAUGCUGAAAAAUGAAAUUGUUUUACCAAUGGUAGAUAUCUCUUCAAGAGUAAGGCUAUUGAAUAGCUUUGCCUGUCAAAUUCAAACUUUUUUUAACAUUUCAAAUAUAAAAGAAACUCCAUUUUGACCAAUGAUACUUCUAUAUUGUUGGUUCAACUUAUUUUAUUAAUUGAUGAUUAAAUUGUUAAUUACAAUUUUGCACUCUGUCUUGCAUUAAAUCUAAGAUUAAUUGAUUGAUUCAUAAAGAAACACUGUAAAUGACAAUGAAUUAGUCAAGAGGAUGACAGCCUUCUUCCAAACUUUGUUUUGGCUGUAUUCAGCUGUUUUCAAACCUUGGACUUUUUCCUGCCACUUCCCGUUAAAUCCAAAUUGUCAAUGAAAGUCCCCCCUGCGUCAGCUCAGAGGCUGUGUGAGUCAGUGGUUCAGUCGGUGUCUUCAAAUAAAUAUUAGGGGACUUUUACAUAUGAAAAUGUUUUUAGUCAAAAUCAAACUGAACUGAUUGUGUUGACAAAUUCCUCUAUGAGGGACAAGGAGACCGUUUUAAUUUGGUUAUUUAAAGUUAUUCAGAUGUUAAUCAAAGACGAUAUUUCAAAAGGUAAAUACAGGGCCCAUCCCACUGCUAAUGUUUAACCAGAGACUAACAUCUUAUCUCAGCUCCUUUCACACUGCAUGGGUGUGCACUUAAAAUAGCAGAAAGCCAUGUGUAAAGACUCUGUCAUGCAACUGCAGUAUGUUCUUGCUCCAAAUUCUGUCUAAACAAGAACAAACUAGCUUUGAUUUGAGUCUUCCUUGUUUACACAUCUGGAAGAAAAUUCCAACCAGGCCACAAUCUUUUUUUUUAUGAAUGAAUGCAGCCUUUAAAGAGGAUGUGUGCCAAGUUAAUGUGUCUGAUCAGUAAGAUCAGUGUGGCUUAGCAAAUACUAAAAUGUGCCGUGUGCUGCUUACUAAUGACAUCAUCGUCAACCUACCUACAGCAUAAUGGCAACAUUUAGAUUGUUUUUUUUAGAUACUAGGAACUAUUAAACGUUUUGGAUGAAAACCAUAAUAAUUGUAUUUCUCUGCAUAAGCACAUUAUUUGUUAUAAAAUCCCCAAACUUUGAUUUAAACCAUUACUAUCAGUCAAUAUUUUGGUUUAGGUUCAUAUUUCUAAAUGCAAAAUGAGAAAACCUUGCAGACACUGCCAUCUUGUGUUGUGCUUUUCCCAUUUUAAAGUGUGUAUUAUCUUUUCCUUGCAUCCAAAUAGAUGCUGCAGUAACACAGUGUGGCAGAGAGGUGGGGAAAGGGCAGAAUAACGCUUUGAUAGGAACGGAAGGAGAGGAGAGCAAUUACAGACACCUGUGCGACCCCGGGGGGCGGGGCAAAGCUAACGAUGGCAAUAUGGAGGCGAAAAGAAAAGAGCAGCGUGCUAAAGAAAAAAAGAUAUUUAAAACACUUUUUACAGUUUCUGUUUAUCCGCGUGUACAGUAGUAAACUACAUAUAAAAGGUUUUGACGCAGUUGUUUGAAGAAGCGGCUGGAGUUCCUGGACUUCCCUGGGGAACAACGUGCUGCUACGUGGACGCCGAUCACCAGAGCAGCUCACAGGAACGUCAAAAUCCAGUUGUCAACACAAAGCUGCAUGAAACGGUCUCCAGUCCUGCUUCAUACUGAAGACACACAUGGCCCAUGAAACGCUACAGAGAGGAUCAGUCAAAGACAUCUCCUUCCUGUGAAGUUAUAAGGCGAGACUCCCCGUGAUGCAAAGUGAAGAAGGAUUCUGGCUUCAGUCCUUUCUGUUCCAGAGCCUCUCUGAGACGAACCGGCGGCUCCAGGUAAUACUGGAUGGAGGAGGAAACAGGACCAGAGAAAGCAAGGGCAAAGGUUCCCCAGUGAAUGGCCACAGACUGUUUGGCCUGAAGGUCUUGGUGAAUCUGAACAGCCUCUUCUGGAUCUACAUGCUGCCCCUGCAUCAUAUUCCUGAAAAAAAAAUAUUGUUACAUGUCUGUGCAUUACAUACAGUGUAGCAAUAAACAUAUGUUCUAUAUGCAGAAGACAGUAGCCACUAUCACCAUCUCUGCCAUAAAUUCUACCUUUACAACAGAUUUGUAAUGUUCAGUUUUUGUUGACUGUCAAAAAUCUCUAACUUUAUACUGAGGUUUGAGUUGUACCAGACAGCAUUAUAUUGAGGUUUUUUUUCUCCCCAUUUACAAACAUGGGGGGAGGGGGAAAUACCUCAAUAUAAUGUAGUCCAGUACAACUAGACCUCUUUCACAGCAGACAUUUGACUUGUCAUAUUAGUAUAGUUCAACUAAUUUCAUUAACAAUGGCUCAAAUGUCCAUCGUUAACUAAAUUACUUCCAACUGUACUUUCCUACUAUGACGAGGCAAAAGGUCUAUGCUAGAACACAACUGAAUUAACACAUUCAUGACAGUUUUAAAAAAAAAAAAAACUGGACAUUACAAAAGUAGACUUUACAGUUGUAUUACAUUGUACCUAAUAAUACUGUGUAGACACUGUGUGUAUAAUGCACAGAACCUGGGCAGGUAAGCUCCGAUGGGGAUUGCUGCAAGGUCAAACGGUCCGAAGCGUCGUCCAAUCUCCUGGAAGGAAGUGCAGUAGCCGGUAUCGCCAGCGAAGAAAAACCGAUGGUCCGGACCCAAAAUAGACCAGCUGCCCCAUAAGGACUGAGAGAGAAAAAAAAAAAGUACAAGACAAAUAGUUGUGUAUGUACUAAAUAUGCUUUAAACUCAAUAAAAAUUGAAUCUGCAUGA